Molecule: messenger RNA, 737 nt
Organism: Ziziphus jujuba (common jujube)
Lineage: Eukaryota; Viridiplantae; Streptophyta; Magnoliopsida; Rosales; Rhamnaceae
Product: classical arabinogalactan protein 26
Exons: 1
Coding region: 114-560 (148 amino acids)
Source: RefSeq, a predicted model, not a curated record
UAAAACCCCACUUCCUCUUUUUCUUUUCUUAGCCAAAAAAACUAAAAAUCCUUUCAUUUUCACAAAAUAUAUAUCACUCUCUUACUAAGUGAUUAACUUUCAUCAUUAGAAAAAUGGCCUCUUUUUGUUUACACUUAUUGCUCAUCAUGAUCUUCUUAGCAUCCCCUUUGCUUUCUUUACCUUCUUCUCAGCCUAAUCCUAAAGCUUCUAGUUCUUCCAGUAACACUAUCUCUGCUUCACCAGCAUCAGCAUUAUCUUCAAAUCCUCAACCAACUCCAUCAUCUGCUUACCAAGAACUCUCUCCUGACAUUUCUCCACUUUUGCCUAAAUCUGGUGCUGUGCUUCCAACUCCAAUUGGAUCCUCUAUACCCACUAUUCCUUCCAACCUUAGUCCUCCAAAUCCGGACGAUUUGGUUGCUUCUGGUCCUUUUUCUGCUCUUGCACCAUUUGGGUCUAUGCCAAUUUCUUCAUCACCAACUAUAAACUCGGUUCGAUCUUCAAACUUUGCUGGUUUUGCAGCUUUAGCAGCUUUUGGAUUUAUCCAUCUUCCUAGGAUUUGAAUUUUGCUUUUGUGGGUUUAAAGAUUCAUUUAUAUUGUUGUAAGUUCUACUUCUUGUUUUCUUUUUCUUUUUAUCUUCCAUUCUUCAUAGAAAGCAUAUGUAAUUAAUUGCCAAUAAUAUAAAGAACUUUUUGUACUUACAAAGUAUGUAAUUCCUAAGUGUUUGAGAACUUCAUUU